Messenger RNA from Vigna unguiculata (cowpea), 1606 nucleotides. RefSeq names its product transcription factor UNE12-like. Gene Ontology annotation, cellular component: nucleus. Gene Ontology annotation, molecular function: RNA polymerase II cis-regulatory region sequence-specific DNA binding; DNA-binding transcription factor activity, RNA polymerase II-specific; protein dimerization activity. The record is from RefSeq and is a predicted model, not a curated record. NCBI's taxonomy places the organism in Eukaryota, Viridiplantae, Streptophyta, Magnoliopsida, Fabales, Fabaceae. Gene Ontology annotation, biological process: regulation of transcription by RNA polymerase II.
GCAUAAAGCCAAACUCCUCUCUCAGUGCAUAGUCUCUCUCACUUCUACUGCAGAGUGAAGACUGAGUAGAAACCCCAAACUAACAAACCAAAAUUCUCUAAUCUCAUCUCAUUUCAUGUAGACACAAAACAACAUCAUCAUUUUAUUCCUCUCUUCUAUUUCAUCGUCAUGGCCAAUCACCCUUCCGAACCUCCCACCGAUGACUUCCUCGAGCAAAUCCUCGGCCUCCCCACCUUCGCCUCCGCCGACCCCGCCGACGCUUCUCCGAUGAUGCUUCAGCUCAACUCCGGCGACGCCGCCUUCCACGCGCCGCCAUACCAGCUGGGCCUCAGCUUGGACCAAGGUAAGGGAGGCUUCCUCUCGCCCGAAGAUGCUUCUGGAAGCGGCAACCGCUUCCGCGACGACGUCGUUGAUACCAGGCCUAAGAACGUUUUUCAUGGGCAACCCAUGCCAACUACUGUUCCGACUGCCCCACAUCCACCAGCAGUGCGACCUAGAGUGCGCGCUAGAAGAGGACAGGCUACAGAUCCACACAGUAUAGCUGAAAGGUUGCGCAGAGAGAGAAUAGCUGAAAGAAUCAGGGCUUUGCAAGAACUGGUUCCUAGUGUCAACAAGACAGAUAGAGCUGCAAUGCUGGACGAAAUUGUGGAUUAUGUCAAGUUCUUAAGGCUUCAAGUAAAGGUUUUGAGCAUGAGUAGAUUGGGUGGAGCUGGUGCUGUGGCACCACUAGUAACUGAUAUCCCAUUAUCAUCAGUCGAGGAAGAAGGCAGUGAAGGAAGAAACCAGCCUGCUUGGGAGAAGUGGUCAAAUGAUGGCACAGAAAGACAGGUAGCUAAGCUUAUGGAAGAAAAUGUUGGGGCUGCCAUGCAGUUUCUUCAAUCAAAAGCACUCUGCAUCAUGCCUAUCUCACUGGCAUCAGCAAUAUACCCGUCACAACCAUCUGACCCUUCUAGUGUAGUUAAACCUGAAACUAAUCCUCCUUCAUAGACAGACCUCAGGCACAGGUGCACCAUCCAGUGGUUCCAUCAAGGACUCACCUAAUACUGCUAGGACCCACACGUUAUUUGUCUGUUCCAAACACCCUUAGUCUUAGUCAUUGGUCAGUAUCAAUUUGCAUUCAAAGUAGGAUGCCAUAGUCUUUUCCUUUUUGCCGUUCUUUCAACUUUUGUCUAGACAGGGUUUGAUGUCAGUGGCCUUCAACAUAUAAGCAAAGCCCAUCUUGGUAAAUUUCAUGUAAAGGGAAAGAAAUUGUCGAAGUUCACUUGAUAUGCUCUUCCCUUUUGUAUCAAUUGGUGGGGGUUAGUGGAACGUGAUGGAAGCGCUUUUAUAGUGGGGCUUAGUUUUUGUAGUGGGCAGUGGGACCUUCUAAAAGGUUAGGGUGGUGUGUAUAUUUUUAUUAGUGAUGUAACUCUUAGAGAAUUUGAAAUGCAGAGGUGAAAUGGAUAAUGGUUGCUUUAAUUAAGAAUGCUGGGUGUUGCUAGUCCAGUGGAAAAUGAUGGUGCUUUUUGUUUCUUUGGCGUGUGCUUGAAUUAUUUGUUUAAAGGUAAUUGGACUCCAUUUUCCGAAUGGGGAGAGAAAUGAAAAGUUUGGUGCCAUCUUAAUCCAA